Fusarium sp. VM40 is the source of this 891-nucleotide messenger RNA. The record is from the annotation of a GenBank genome assembly. NCBI's taxonomy places the organism in Eukaryota, Fungi, Ascomycota, Sordariomycetes, Hypocreales, Nectriaceae.
AUGAAUAUACCGGGUCUCACACUGGUGAAGCCAGGUGGUGCGCCUAAGAAUGCCCCCAAGGGCCCCCGGAAAGGCCAGCCUACACCAAGCUCGCUUCCUCCUCGACCAAACAUUCCCACAGGUCCCAAGUCUAUGAAAAAGGCCCCUAUUCAACAGCAACAGCAACAGCCCAACCGCUCCCAAUCCCCUCCAAAAACACCCAGCAAAGCAUCCGGAGGCGUCCCAGAUCCAACAAGUCAAUACCUUGCCCAGGCGAACCUUAGUCCGGAACGACUAGCUCAACCACGCCGUAUACUCAUUGUUAUGGACCUUAACGGUACACUUCUCCAUCGUCCAAAUAAGCGCCGUCCCUUCCACUUUGUCGAACGACCCCACGCGACGACAUUUCUCAACUACCUCCUCGAUACCUUCCACGUUGCCAUCUGGUCCUCGGCCCGUCCUGAGAACGUCAACAAGAUGGUCGAGCAACUCCUCACACCCGAGCAGGUCAAGCAAUGCCUUGUUGUCUGGGGUCGCGAUUCUUUUGGUCUCUCCGGAGAAGAUUACAACUCGAAAGUCCAGGUCUACAAGCGCCUGACAACCAUAUGGACCAACCCACGCGUAAUGGCUGCUCAUCCCCAGGCCCAUAAGGGCGGUCUAUGGGAUCAGACUAACACUAUUCUCGUCGACGACUCCUUUGAGAAGGGCCGGAGUGAGCCGUUCAACAUGCUCACAUUGCCUGAAUUCACUGGGCUGGCUAAGGAAACGCCCAAUGUUCUACCUCAGGUGCACGACUACAUCAACGAGCUGGCCCAACAGGCAGAUAUCAGCCGCUUCGUCCGACAGUCACCUUUCAAGCCUGACCCAAACUAUGUAUUGCCAGAGCAGCCUGCCUACUCAACCCUCGAUUAG